Bufo bufo (common toad) is the source of this 1647-nucleotide messenger RNA. RefSeq names its product E3 ubiquitin-protein ligase Midline-1-like. Gene Ontology annotation, molecular function: zinc ion binding; protein binding. The record is from RefSeq and is a predicted model, not a curated record. Lineage: Eukaryota; Metazoa; Chordata; Amphibia; Anura; Bufonidae. The coding region runs from base 1 to 1647 and encodes 548 amino acids. The transcript has a single exon.
AUGGCGUACAUGUUCUUAAAGAAGGAGAUCAUCUGCACCCUCUGCUCCGACAUUUACAAAAAGCCUGUGAUGCUGCACUGUGGACACAACUUCUGCAGCCGCUGCAUUAAGAUCCACAUCAGUAAGCAGGACUCGCACGUGUUAUACCCCUGCCCGGAGUGCAAGAACAUAUUUAAAACCAAGGCCCCGCUGACCAUCAACACAAAGCUGCAGAGCAUCGCGCAGAACUGGAGGUCAGUUGAGAAUCGCCAUAGCCUUGGUGACGUCAUGUGUACCUACUGCCUGGAUUACCCGAGCCCUGCCGUGAAAGUCUGCCUUCACUGUGAAUCUUCUUUGUGUGACAAACACCUGGAGGUCCACAGCAGAAGCCAGGAGCACCCACUGGUGGACAUCACAGCUUCCUCGCAGACCAUAGUUUGCAGUUUCCAUGGCGAAAUGCUAAAGUUUUUCUGCACAGAUGACAAGUGUCUCAUUUGCAUGUCGUGCUUCCUAACCGGCAGUCACCAAGGUCACCCGGUGCAGCUGCUGUCGGUCGCCUCCCGUCAUAAAAGGGAGGAGCUUCAGAAGCUUGCGGAGCACAUGUACACCGAGCUCGACGCCCUAAAGAGAAGAGAAAACCACCUGCAGGAGAUCCUGAACGAGAACACAGAAAAGGUGGAAGCUGGGAAAAAUGAGGUCCAACAAAUAUGUUAUGCCCUCCUUAACUAUCUGGAAGAUGUGAUGAGAAAAAUCACGGCUGAGAUUAAACACAAGAAAAUGGAAAUCUCAAGGGAAAUAUCACAUAAAUUGUCUUCUCUGCGGGAGAAGGAAAAGGACUUGUCCAAGAAGAUACAAAAGGUUGAGCAAAUGUGUAACGAGGACGAUCCCGUGCUCGUCCUGCAGGACAAAACCUUUGAAAAGUCCGAGCUGGAGAUGAAGCACCAGGGCGGACAGCUCCUCACAAAUGCAGAUUUCGACCUCCCGCUCAUUUCCUUGAAAUUAACGAAGAGCCUUAUUAACUUUACAAAAUUUGCGAAGACCCUUUGGUCCACACAUUGUUUCCACCUGAAACACAAAGCCAAAAUCCUGCUGAAUAACUCCACAGCCAGCGACUACCUCCGGGUGCAACCCGACCGCAAAUCUGUUAUCUACAACUCGCUUAAAAGCAAAGAGCGGCCAACGCUGGGACAGUUCAGCACCCGUUACAUCGUCAGCGCGUCAGGCACACCUCUCAGAAAAUGCAAAGUAGAGCCACCAAAUCCUGGACAAUUCAAAACCAGUCUUGUCCUCAGCGAGUCAGCCUUCUCUUCUGGAAAACACUAUUGGCAAGUGUUAAGCUCCAAGAGCGGCGUGAAGAGCAUCGGCGUGGCGUAUAACUCCAUCAAGAAGGACGGCCCAGAAGCGUUUAUAGGCUACAACAAGAAGUCGUGGUGCCUGACCUGGAGCCACAGAUACAUAGAGGUCUGUCACGACUCCAGGUGCUUGCAGAUCCCUUCUGUAGGAUCCACCAUGUGCUCAGUGGGGGUGUAUUUGGAUUAUGAUGUCGGGCGGCUCUCCUUCUACAGGAUCUCCCCAAUUCAGCACCUCUACACCUUCACCAGUAAUUUCACCGAGCCUCUCCAUGCUGCGUUUUACGUAGUCAACACCUGGCUGAAGAUCAUAUGUUAA